GCCCGCCUGCACAGAGGACAUGAGAGGCAACUAUUACAUGUAGGCUUUCCUGUGAGAGAUAACAGCCUUAUUAGAAUAAUAGCUAAUAAUAAGGCAUCAUCAUCACCUCAUCCUUUGGGGCGGAUCAGUUUGGAUACACUCCCAGGUGACAUCUUCUCUGUGCAUGGGAAAGUAGCCUAGUCAUUCUUCCUGAGCACCAAGUUGCAUCCAGUUGGAGGAUAUUUCCGUCAUUUUUUAGAAAGUCUCCAUCAUGAACUACCUGCGUCGACGACUCUCGGACAGCAAUUUCAUGUCCAACCUGCCCAAUGGCUACAUGACGGAUCUCCAACGCCCAGACGCGCCGCAGCAGCCGCAGCAGCAGCCGCAAAGCCCCGCAGUGUCGCCUGGGCCGACGGAGAGGCGCCAGUCCGCCAGCCAGCCGCAGCAACCACCGCAGCAGCAGCCUCAGCAGCCGCAGCAGCAAUCUGGAGGAGGAGGAGGCUCUAGCUUCUUCUCAUCCAUCUCCAAUGCUGUCAAACAGACCACAGCUGCAGCGGCUGCGACCUUAUCCGAGGCAGCAGACCGAGCUGGAGUCUCCAGCAGUGCCAAGGUGCUCCUGGUCAUCGACGACCAGCAGACCGACUGGGUAAAGGUCUUCAGAGGAAGAAAAGUCCACGGUGAAUUUGACAUCAAGGUAGAACAGGCAGAAUUCACCGAAAUCAGCCUGGUAGUCAAUUCCAUGGGCACCUACAACGUGGACAUAGAAGCGAUCAGGAAUGGGCAUAAGGUUACUAAAUCCUUUAAGCCAGACUUUGUGCUGAUCAGACAGCACGCCUUCAGCAUGGACAAGAACGGAGACCACCGAAACAUAGUGAUUGGACUGCAGUAUGCUGGACUGCCGAGUGUUAACUCUCUGCACUCUCUCUACAAUUUCUGUGACAAGCCAUGGGUGUUCGCUCAGAUGAUUAGAGUGGCCAAGCAACUGGGCCCUGAGGAGUUCCCACUGAUAGAGCAGGUUUACUAUCCAAACCACAAGGAAAUGAUUACCUCCCCUGGCUUCCCCGUAGUGGUAAAGAUGGGCCAUGCUCACUCAGGAAUGGGAAAGGUGAAAGUAGACAAUCAAUAUGAUUUUCAAGAUAUUGCGAGUGUCGUGGCACUGACCAAGACUUACGCCACAUCUGAGCCCUUCAUCGAUGCUAAGUAUGACGUCCGCAUCCAGAAGAUUGGCAGCCAUUACAAAGCUUAUAUGAGGACAUCAAUUUCUGGCAACUGGAAAACCAACACUGGCUCGUCUAUGCUGGAGCAGGUGGCCAUGUCAGACAAGUACAGACUGUGGGUGGACUCUUGCGCUGACAUCUUUGGAGGGUUGGAUAUCUGUGCUGUGGAGGCUCUGCAUGGUAAAGAUGGCAAGGACUACAUUAUAGAGGUUGACGACUGUUCGAUGCCGCUGAUUGGGGACCAGCAGGACGAGGAUCGCAUUCAGAUUGCAGAGCUGGUGAUUUCUAAGAUGAACCAGGCCGUUCCACGCACUGUAAGCUCUUCCACAACCGGGCAGCCAACACAGAGAACAGUGUCUCCUCAGCCUGUCUCACAGCCCAAAGUACCACAGGCUCAACAGCGCCCGUCACCUCAGGGUGGUCCUCAGCAAAGUCCCCCACCUCAGCAGCGCCCACAGCCUCAAGGCCAACCUCCUGCACAGGCCCAGCAAUCUGCUGCCAACCCUGCUACUGGUGACACCAGUGCCCAAGUUAAGGCUAACCAAGGACCUGCAGCCCAGCCACGGCCACCAGGUCAGGGAGCUCCUCAAGGCCAAAGGCCUCCUUCUGGUCAGGGCUCUCCUCAGCGAAGCCAGGGAGGUUCACCUCAAACUCAGAGGCAACAGUCGGUCCCUACCCAGAAACCUCCUCAGCAGAGGCCUGCCCACCCCCCUAGGCAGCAGUCACAGGGGUCGGCACAGCAACAGAGGGCUCCCGGCCAGCAAGGUCGCCCUGGAGGACCCACCACCCAGCAGCCCCGACCUGCUGCUCAAGGCCAAGGGGGCCCAGGAGGGCGACCCCCGCUGCAGCAAAAGCCUCAGCCCCCACAGAAGCCCAGUCAGGACAACCCGGCUAUGGGCGGCUCUCCACAACUAAACAAGUCCCAGUCUCUUACAAAUACCUUCAACAUUCCAGAAACCCCAGCGCCACGAGCCAGCCUUAGCCAGGACGAGGUGAAGGCUGAAACCAUUCGCAAUCUACGCAAAUCUUUUGCCAGUCUCUUCUCAGACUGAGAUGGCAUAAGCCCCCCCUUCCUCUCCUCCUACUGACAGAAAGAUGGACAGGCAAACUGAAGGACAGAUACCCCCAAUGAACAAAGACCAACAGGAUUCACGUACAUUGACCCCAAUACGAAAAUGUACACACUUGACUCCCACUGCCUAAUAGUCUUUUAAAACGAACAAAAAGUAGAACACACGGUAAAUUUAGGCACCGAUAUCUGAAACAUUCCUUGCCUCGCCUCAAGCUUAAGUACGUCAUCUACUAAUUGUGUCGCACAAAUGAAACACUAAAAAAAAGCCUGUAUAUGCAUGAACUCACAAAAAUAGGAAACAAAAUACUGCUCCCACUUGUUUGUUGGUGCUGUAAAAGUCAUUGUGAUCUUUAUGUUUGAAUUUUGGUUGGUUAGCCGACCAACCAAAUGAAUUAAGGGACUGUACAAAAAUGAUUGGGGUGGGGAGGAGUGCGAAAUCUAAUAGUUUAUUUUAUAAAAAGAAAAUACUGCCCUCCUCAGUGUUUUUCAAUGUCUCAGAAUAAUAUAUUUAUGGCUAACACAACAAAGUAGUAAAAAUACAGCCACUGUCUAUUUUUGAAUGUAGAGCUCGCAAAAUAAACAGUUAUUAUAUUC
This is a messenger RNA of Sebastes umbrosus (honeycomb rockfish), 2862 nucleotides long. RefSeq names its product synapsin I (gene syn1). The coding region runs from base 251 to 2248 and encodes 665 amino acids. Gene Ontology annotation, molecular function: ATP binding. NCBI's taxonomy places the organism in Eukaryota, Metazoa, Chordata, Actinopteri, Perciformes, Sebastidae. The transcript is spliced from 14 exons. Gene Ontology annotation, biological process: neurotransmitter secretion. Gene Ontology annotation, cellular component: synaptic vesicle; synaptic vesicle membrane. The record is from RefSeq and is a predicted model, not a curated record.